AGACUUCUCGUGAUCAUGACGUCGGACGAUGACGUCAUAGGGAAGUGUUUACAUCUGGUCGAAGGUACAAAUUCUUGUUCGGAUCUACGAAGUUAUAUUGAAUUACACUAUAAAAUGAAGUUCAAGUUUAAGGAAGAGAACACAUUUGAUACCCGUAAAUGUGAGUCUGCCAAAAUCCGUUCCAAGUAUCCUGACAGAAUUCCAGUUGUGGUUGAGAAAGCUCCAAGAAGCAACAUUGCAGAAAUAGACAAAAGGAAAUUCCUUGUUCCAAGUGAUAUUUCAGUGGCUCAGUUCAUGUGGAUCAUCAGGAAGAGGAUUCAGCUUCCACCUGAGAGGGCGCUCUUCCUUUUUGUGGGAAAAGUUUUACCAACAUCAAGUGCCAGCAUGGGAAGUAUUUUUGAAGAACACAAGGAUGAAGAUGGCUUCCUUUACGUAGCAUACAGCGGAGAAAAUACAUUUGGCUGAGACUAGCUAAUGGCAUACACGGACUUGCAGGCUGGAUCCUGUACUAACUGUAUUCACAGGAAGACGACUGGAUUUUAUGGCUCACAGAUGACCAAACUUGGCAGUGAUUAUGGACAAAUCGGGGAAGGUGGUUACCUUCUCCGUACUGUGCAGUUACAUGACACAGUUUUUUUUUUUUCCUUGAUUGUUUGUACUGUCAAUAAGUGUAUUUUGCCAGAGAUUUCUUAUAAAUUAUGCUUGGUUAGCUAGGGAAGAAACAUGUGCAACGUGAUUGGUUAUGUGGACAUUAAGGAAUCAUUAUAUCAGCCAAUGACGACCAAAUCUUAUUUUAAACUGACCAAUCAGGAGAUUAGCAGGAUUUUUAAUUCAAGCGGGGACAUUCCGUGAAUUUAUUUGCUCAUCAUAUAUCAUGAUGGUGUAUUAAUUCAGAAGAUCAAAGAAAUUGGGAUUUUAUACCCAGUUUCGGGCAGCAAAUCUACCUACUAGUACAGUACAGUAAAAGCUUUGCAGAGAUAAUUAUUAUUGAAGAACUGUUAAUCCUUUUAGUUUUGCUGUCUCUGUUCUGCAAUGUGAUGUAUUUAAAAAAAUUUGAAGAUAAUCAUAACAAUUUAUCCUAAGAGACCUUUCCUUUUUAAGUAUUUAUGUUAAAGUGAAAAUCUGUGGAAUAUAAGCAUUUGCAAGUGUAGUAUUCCUUUGUUGCAUUUCAAAGUUGAAGCCCAGGAAAAACCAUAUGUAUUGUGACACAGUACAACACUAAUGUGUCAUUAUCAGGUAUUGUAUGCUUGUGCAACUGCAAAUAUACGUAAUGUGUUACAAAAGUA
Molecule: messenger RNA, 1286 nt
Organism: Lingula anatina
Lineage: Eukaryota; Metazoa; Brachiopoda; Lingulata; Lingulida; Lingulidae
Product: gamma-aminobutyric acid receptor-associated protein-like 2
Source: RefSeq, a predicted model, not a curated record